This is a messenger RNA of Solenopsis invicta (red fire ant), 7752 nucleotides long. RefSeq lists its product as uncharacterized. Lineage: Eukaryota; Metazoa; Arthropoda; Insecta; Hymenoptera; Formicidae. The record is from RefSeq and is a predicted model, not a curated record. The transcript has 6 exons. Bases 1769 to 5269 code for a protein of 1166 amino acids.
CCCAUGUUAAUUAGAUCUUUUCUUCUUGUUUUGAUCAAUACUACCUGCUAUCAAAAUAUGUGACUUUUUUUCAACAUCCUGUAUAUAUUCAGUACUCUGAGGCUGGUAGUCAUAGUCGAUUCUUAUUUUAAAAUCACCUUAAGUAAUAUCUUAAGAUGCUAAUAUGGCUUUUUGAUUGGUUAAUAACAUCUUAAGAUUGCACUUUGAAUAAUCUUAAUAAUAAGAAUUGAUUAUGAAUACCUCAUAUUAGAAUAUGAUUUGUCAAUUCUUAAAGGCUCUCUACAAAUAUUGCACAGUAGUAUUUUUUUUACAAGGGUACCGUUUGUUGAUUCAAAAUAACCACCAUAAAAGUGUUAUGUGAAACAAAAUAUUUGUACAUUAGACAUAUCUUCAACUUAUAUAUAAGUUUUUAUAAAAUAAUUCGUAAAACUAUUUAUAAGUACAAAUCGCAAAGGAAAAUGUAUUUUACGCGUAAUCGCACGAAAUAGUAGGUAUCACUUUACAUUUAUGUAAAGUAACAUAUAAAUAUUUUAAUAAAUCUAUAACCCUAAAUACAGAUAAUGAUAUGAACAUCAAAAUAGUUUUCGUACCUUACAACUUUUAUUAUCUUAAUAAAUUUCCGCAAUAACGUAUGUAGUAACUACAAGGAGAAAUAACUAGCUAGAUCAACGGUUUAAAGUAUGUAUGUAACAUCAGCGCUUAAGCUUAUUUUUUGUUAUUUACAAUUCACGUGAUUUUUUUCAGUAGGGUAAGCCACUUUUAGAGAAUAAUAAGAACGAUUCUUGAACAUAUUCAGUUUUGGAUUUGAUACCAAAACUUCCUUUCCGAGAAAAAUUUCACUCGAAAUAGUGCAUUGAGCAUAUACUAUAUUAUAAAGUAUACUAUAUUAUAUUUAGUCAAAUUUUCCUCGGAGAGGAUAUUCUGAAAUGUAACUUAGGUCAUUAGGCAAGAGUUUCAUAUAAGAUAAAUUUUUGUUUAUUGAAAUGUUCAUAUAAAAAGCAGUGCGAAGACAUGACUACGUUUACACAUCGCCAUUAAUAGAGUUUAGUAACAUCCAUGGUUAUGAAAUUGGCCAAUCACAGACAUUCCAUUCUUCAGAGGUAUACUUAAUAUUGGUCAAAGUGAUCCUGGUCACUUUUUUGGCUUGAACUUGUCCUGUAAUUGGCCUGUUGCUUUCUAUCUAACGGCAAAUUUUUCUGCGUUUCAUGAACGGUAGUCAUUAAAAAAACACCGCGUUUGAAAAAAUACCGCGCGCGGGAUACCACUGAACGGAAUUAGUACUUCAAUUGUUUUUGUCCAUGGGAGCCUAAUGCCUGGCUAACGACUAACGUAAAGCUUCAUUGAAUAAUUUUAUUAUAUUCGUACAUUUUGACUGGUCUACAAGUGAAAAAUGUCACAGUAUACAUUAUUAUUAUGUCAUCAUAAUAAAUAUUAUGUGUCAAGCAAUACAAGAGAGCUAUACGUUAAAUGUGUUGUUGACGAGAAUCGCAAAGAAAAAUGUAUUUUACGUGUAAUCGCACGAAAUAGUAAGUAUCACUUUAUAUUUAUGUAAAGUAAUAUAAAUAUUUUAACAAAUCUAUAAUCCUAAAUACAAAUAAUGAUAAGAACAUCAAAAUAGUUUUUGUACCUUACAACUUUUUUUAUCUUAAUAAAUUCAGGCAAUAAUUCCGGUGUUAACUUGUGAUUUUCGAAAUAAUUAAACCUGAAAAUUUAUUUUACAGAAAAUAAAUAUCAACUUAUAAAAAUUGCUAAAAAUUUAAACACAAAUAUGCCAAGAAUUGCUUUACAAAAUAUAAAAUUAGUGACUGAUGCUAAAAGUAUCAUUAAAGAAGUACAGCAUGUCAGUAGUGUUAAUAAGCAUAUCACUAGUUCGAUUAACUGCAUAGACUUUGAGAAGAAUACAAUAUCUUUUGAUAAAAGAUCUGAUCGCAAUACAGUAAACGAUGGUGAGAGUAACAUUAGUAAUCCUGUGAUACGUACUGACUCUGAUAAGAUAGCAUUUAUCAAUAAUUGUGAUAAUAAAGAUAAUAGAGAAAAGACUGGAAAUCUGAACGUAACAUUUUCUUUUGAUAGGAGCAAUAAUUUAGAAAGGGUUGAUGAUAUUAAUGCCACAAAUUCCAUGAAUGGAAACAUUUCUGAUAAUACAUCUUCCUACAACAAUGGUAAUCAUAUCAUGAUGGACAAUGAGAAAAAUUCUAGCAUUGAUUUUAUAGCUAAUGUUGAACCAAAUAGUAGUGAAGUGAGAGAUGUUAACUAUUCCAUGAACGUUAAUGAUAACAUAUGCAAUACAGUAAACGAUGGUGAGAGUAACAUUAGUAAUCCUGUGAUACGUACUGACUCUGAUAAGAUAGCGUUUAUCAAUAAUUGCGAUAAUAAAGAUAAUAGAGAAAAGACAGGAAAUCUGAACGUAACAUUUUCCUUUGAUAAGGGCAAUAAUUUAGAAAGGGUUGAUGAUAUUAAUGCCACAAAUUCCAUGAAUGGAAACACUUCUGAUAAUACAUCUUCCUACAACAAUGGUAAUCAUAUCAUGAUGGACAAUGAGAAAAAUUCUAGCAUUGAUUUUGUAGCUAAUGUUGAACCAAAUAGUUGUGAAGUGAGAGAUGUUAACUAUUCCAUGAACGUUAAUGAUAACAUAUGCAAUGGCAAUGAUCUUAGUAUACUAGAUAAUAUUAUCGAUAUCAACAAUUCUACGAAUAUCAAUUUUGAUGAUGUAUUGUCUUAUGGGAAUGACAAAGGCUGUAAAUUUUUAGACGAUAAUAAUAUCAAUGCUAUAAAUAGUCAUAAUUCUGAUAACAAUGAAUUAUUUGUUAACCUCAAUGGCAGUGGCAAUAAUUCUGAGACAGGUAUUGUUAUCAACGGUGACCUUAUAUUUCCCUUUGACAUUAACUCUAAUAUAUUGGAUGAUGAUAAUGCUACUGCCAAAACUUCUGCGAGUUCCAGUAAUAAUGUUGAUAUGAUCCUCCCUUGUAAUGACACAAGUGAUAAUAUUGCUUCUGCAACAAAUAUAACAAAUAUUUCUGAAUAUCUACCUUCAACAUCAGAAACUACAGUUGAAACAGAAAUUGUAGAAUGUGAAAGAAAUCAUGUUUCUACAAAUAAUGAUAAAAAUUCUUCAGUGUCCCUGAUAGACAUUUCUUCUGUAAAUGCAUUUGGUUGUAGAGAAGAAAAUUUAAGUAUUCCAUUUUCUCAACCUAAAGGACUUCAAAAAAAGAAUUUUUGCUACUACUGCAAAAAGUUUCAAAGUAAAAUUGCACGCCAUUUAGAAAAUGUACAUAAACUGGAACCUGAAGUGCAGAAAUUCAUAUUAUUGCCAAAAGGCAAUUUAGAAAGAAAAAAAAUUAUAGAAACUAUUAGAAAGAAAGGAAAUUUCAUACACAAUACGGAUCCUUCUUUAAACACGGGUACGUUAGUUGUUUGCCGAAGGCCUGCUGAGAAGAGUGGAAAAAGUAUAAAAGACUAUACGUGUUGUGCAAAAUGUAAAGGAUGGCACGUUAAAAAUAAUAUUAGACACCAUUUUAAAGAAUGUGCACAUGUACCCAAAGGCAGAAAUGUUCAAAUUUUGGGACGUGCGGUGAUGGGAAGGAUUCAUGAAUGUGCAAGUGAAACAGUAAGAAAGUUUUUAUUUCCAGUUUUAAGGGAAGAUGAUGUUACACGAUGUAUCAGAUAUGAUAAAUUAUUAAUAACAUAUGCAAAUAAGCUAUGUAUCAAGUACACUCAUCAACAUCAACAAGAUAUGAUACGUGCUAGGCUUCGAUUAUUAGGACGGUUUCUUAUCGCAAUAAAAGAAUAUAACUCUAUAGUAACAGAAUUUUCUGACAUAUACAAUCCUGCGGUAUACGAUGAUUGUCUUAAAGCAGUAAAUAAAGUAGCUGAUUUUAAUUGUAUUACUAAAAAAUUCGGUGCCCCAUCAGUUGCGUCAAAUAUUGGAACAUAUUUAAAACACAUCGGUAAUUUAUUAAUAACAGAGAACAUAAAAACAAAUGACAAAGAAAAGCAAGAAAAAACUGAAAAUUUUUUAAAAAUAUUGCAAGAAGAUUAUGGAACAUCUAUUAACAAAAUAGUAGAAGAAAAUAUAACGCAACAUAAAAGACAGAAGAAAGUUACACUACCAUCUAUGGAGGAUAUAAAGAAGUUACAUUCAUAUUUAUCGAAUCAAAGAAGAUUAUUAUAUACAAAGCUUCAAAAGAAAUUCACGUUCCACAUAUGGCAGGAUUUUGCAAAAGUUACACUUACAUCCACACAAGUUUUCAAUAGGAGAAGAGCUGGAGAAAUUGAACGUGUUACCAUAGAAGACUUUAAUACUCGCGAAGGCAUAACAAAAAAAAAUUGUUCAGAUUUAUAUAAAACAUUAAAAACAAAUUUAAAACAGAUUGCUGAUAAAUAUGUGAGGUUCUUAAUUCGUGGCAAAUUGGGGCGCACAGUGCCUGUGAUUUUAGACAUGGAAAUAGUUCAGUGCAUUGAACUAAUUUUAAAAUAUCGAAAGGAUGCAAACGUUCCUCAAAAUAAUCCUUACGUAUUUGGAAUACCUAAUUAUAGCAAUAAGCGCAAUUUCAAAUAUUUAAGAGCAUGUGUUCUUAUGCGGAAUUUCUCUAAAAAGUGCGAUGCACAGAUGCCACAUGCAUUAAGAGGUACUGAAUUGCGAAAACACAUUGCUACGACAUGUAUUACGUUGAAUUUAUCUGAAAAUGAAGUAGAUGAUUUGGCAAACUUUAUGGGGCAUCACGAAAAAAUUCACAAACGCCACUAUCGACAGUCUAUACCAGCGGUAGAAAUUAUUAGAAUGACCAAAUUUCUGGAAGCAGCAUUAGGUGAAGAUGCACAACAGUCCAAUGCUAAUGAUCCAGAAGAGACAGUAAAAGAUUCCUCGAGUGAAAGAGAAGAAAGCGAUUCUGAAAAGAGUGAGAUAAAUGAAUCCUUGUCAGUGCAGUCUGAAAGCAAAUUUUUUGAAACUAACAUAACAAAAAGGCGAACGCAACAAAAGUCUGCCAUUUUGAAUAAUGAUUAUAAUUCCGAUGAAAUUUAUAUUCCUAAGAUGAAAAAACGUCGUAGUACAUCUCCAUUUGGCAUAACAAAAAGAAGACAUUGGACAGAAGAAGAACGUAAUACAAUAUUCAAAGAAUUUGCAAAAGAAAUUGCUAUUUCUCAAUUGCCAUCUGCUAAGAAAAUUGUCCAAGUAAAAGAUAGAAAUAAGUGUUUGGUUAAUCGAUCUGUUGCUCAAAUUAAAACAUGGAUACAUAACUAUAUAACUGGCAAAAUUAAACGUAUUUAAUUUUGCCAGUUUUUUAUUGCCAGUGAUAGUUAUAUGCUUGCCAGUUGUGCAGGUGACUCAGUACAACUACGCGUUCUUGUAAAGACGUGUUCUUAGUUGAAUUUUGAGACGAUUUUUCCUCUACGAAAUUUUUGUCCGAUGCUUACUUUUUGAAUGAUAACAGGGUAUAGUUAGCGAACCUCUGCUUACUUCUUGCUCACGGUCUGUAAUACGCUAACUUUAUCAUGUUACAAUUCAAAAAGUAAGCGUCGAACAAAAAUAUCGUAGAGGAAAAAUCGUCUCAGAAUUCAAUCAAGAACACGGACUUUGCAAGGACGCGUAGUUGUAUUAAAUUACCAUGUAUAGUUACAUGCUUGUCAGUUAUUUUUUGUUUUGUUCAAUAUUUUUAAUACUUAUGAAAUUGUUUAUUUGUCAUAUGUGAUGUCUCUAUUUAAAAAAAAAAAUCAAGUCAUGAAGAGCAUUUAUUGCAUUAUAUUGUCAAAAACACAGAAAGUUGAAUUGAGAUUACUUUGUAUUAAUUUAAACAGACUUGUGAUGCAAACAGACUUUAUAAUAUUAAACUAUGUAACAUUUCACAUGAGGUCUGUUUUUUUAAUUAAACUGACUGCACUACUUCACAGUUCAUUCUUUUCUCUUCUUGUUGAAAGAAGGAAGAUAAAUUCUGAACAAUGCAGAUUAGAACAAUCAGUUCAGCUAAAAAGAAUAAACAUAUUCAUAUUCUUGACCUUUCAAUUGCAGAAGCACUUCCUUUUAUAGAUAUGCACAAUUUUCAUGGAAAUAAACGCUGUAAUAAUCUGAGCAUAUCAAAUAUUUUGCUAAAAAUAAUUAAGUAUUGUAUUUAUAUCAAAAUAGUUGAAAUGCCUAGUGUAAACGAAGUAUUAAGCGAUUUAAUACGGAUAUAGUAUUUAAGUUGCAUUCUAAAAUUCUGAGUGUACUGAAAACUUAUCGUUUACAUUACAUAUGUAUAUUCAGUACUCUGAAGCUGAUAUUCAUUGUUGAUUCUUAUUUCAAGAUCACCUUAUGUAAUGUAAAGAUGCUAAUACAGCUCUGAUUUGUUGAUAACAUCUUAAGAUUGCACUUUGGAUAAUCUUAAUAAUGAAUUGAUUAUGAAUACCAACCUGAUUGAAUAAUGGAAUGCACCCUUAAUACGCGCAUCAAUGUUAAGGGCUUUCUACAAUAACUCAUUAACUAUUAGUUGUAAACGUAAACCGUAAGAAUUGACCAAUUAGUUGUCGAAUAUUCUCCUCACAUUAGAAUGUGAUUGAUCAAUUCUUACGGUUUACGCUUAUGAGUAAUGAUUAAUGGCUUAUUGUAGAAAGCCCUUGAGUAUCAGGUUACGGUUUCACUCGUUUAGGAAAUGUGUUUGAUGUAGUUUAUUUAUAUGUGAUGGUAUAUUGUUAAUUUCAAUAAUACAAUGCGGUUAUCGUUUAUUGAUUUAAAAUAACCACCAUAAAAGUGUUAUGUGAAACAAAAUAUUUGUACGUUACAUAUUAUAUCUUCAAUUUAAAUAAAUAAAAGAGUUUCUAUAAAAUUCUUAAAACUUUUAAUGUAAAAUAUCACAAUUUAUGGUUGAGAAAACAAGUUGGAUUAUGCAAUUGAGUGUAAGUUGAAAUUAAAAUUAAUGUAUAUUACUAAAAAGAAAUCAAGUUAUCAACAAGUCAGAGCCAUAUUAGCAUCUUUACAUCACAUAAGGUGAUCUUGAAAUCGACAAUGAAUACCAGUCUCAGAGUACUAAAUAUAUGUAAUGUAAACAAUAAGUUUUCAGUACACUCAGAGAAUUUUAGAAUGCAACUUAAAUACUAUAUCCGUAUUAAAUCCGCUUACUACUUUUGUUUACACUAGGCAUUUCAACUAUUUUGAUAUGAAUACAAUACUUAAUUAUUUUUAGCAGAAUAUUUGAUAUGCUCAGAUUAUUUCAAGUAAUGUAUUGUAGACAAUUACUAACAUCGUUCCAUAACCUAAUAUAUAUGCUGGUAUAAACAGUCGAAAAACUGGCUAAGGCAACCAAACAUGGUUCAAAAGUGCGUUGCAAUGUGUGAUUGUUAACCAGAUAUUGGAAAUGUGCGCUAACAGCUUCUAAUAGCGGACUGAAAAUUUGAUGUUCCUCCAACAUCGUCACUUAUUACAUUACAAUCUUCUCUCUUGAAGUCUAAUUUUUCCAGGACAACUUCGCAUUAUAUCCAAUGGCAUACGUUUAUUGGGACUUGAUAGAAUUUUCAACAGUUUCUUGAUCUUGCCGAGUCGACAUCUGACAGAAAAUAAACAAAUAAAAAUAUUAUAUUAUUUAUUUGAAUCGUUAAUCAGAAAAACAAUAUAAUACCAAAAAAUAUAUUUCCUUUUGUAAUGCUGACAACAUUUAUGAAAACAAUUCUACACAUUUGUGUUAUAUAUAUUCAAAGCUUUAUAACAUAUUUUUUAAUAUAUAAAUUUUUAUAGAUUGGACCUAUUUUUCAGUAAAAUAAAUUUUUGAAAAUUUUUUGGUA